UCUGCGGCGAGCGAGCGGCCCGUGUCUGGAGCUGUGCGCGCGGCCUCGCGCUGCGCGAGUCCUGACACGCGACUGGAGAGCCCCUGGUGGCGGGCGGCAGAAACUUCACCUCAACAUGCCGGAGUUGGCGAGACUGCUCAGGGGCGCGCAGGCGGCUGGGAAGCGCAGCGGGGAGCCCAUGUCGCGCCGCUACAGCGCGUACAGCGCGGCGCUGGUGGUGUCCGUGUGCCUGCUGAUAGUGGUGUUCAGCCACCAGCUGGGCGGGGCCGGCACCGCGCUCGACCGCUCCGCCCUGCUCGACCUCGGCCGCACGAUCCAGGGCUGGUCCAGCAGCGAGGAUGACGGUGUGGAUGGCAGUGGGAGAGCCGCCCUCAUCCAGGCGGUGGUAGCGGAGCAGAGACUGCUGGUGGCACGUGAGAUGGCCGGCUACCGCUAUCCUGAAGGCAGAUACAACAUCUCGGCCAGGUCGCUGGCGGACCUGGUGCCCGAGCAAGGAGGCGAGCCGGUGAGGAACGUCGUCAUCACGACGUGGCGGUCGGGCUCCACGUUCCUGGGCGACGUGCUCAACUCGCACCCGGCCAACUUCUACCACUACGAGCCGCUGCUCGACUACGACAUCGUGCAGGUGCGCGGCGGCCCGCUGGGUGCGCGCGCCGUCUCCACGAUGCGCGCGCUGCUCAACUGCAACUACUCCGCGCUGGACCACUACCUGGACUACGGCAAGGACCACGUGUGGUUGUUCACUCAUAACACACGAUUGUGGGAGCAGUGCCAGAGACACCCGCACAUCUGCUGGCUGCCAGCAUUCCUCACACCCUUCUGCCGGCUCUUCCCCUUCCAGAGCAUGAAGGUGGUGCGUCUGAGGCUCGCGCUGGUGGAGGAGAUGCUGGCUGACCCCAGGUUGAAGGUGCGGGUGCUGCUUCUGGUGAGGGACCCACGAGGCACACUGCAGUCCAGGAAACACCGUGACUGGUGCCCGGGCAACCCCGACUGCAUGGAGCCGGCACGGCUGUGUGCUGACCUGGUGGCUGACUACGGCGCGGCCCUGCGGCUGAGCAGCAAGUACCCAGACAGGUUCAAAGCCGUUCGCUACGAAGACCUCUCCGUGGAGCCGUACAGAGGGGUGAAGGAGUUGUUCCAGUUCUUCGGCCUGGACUUCCACCCGAGUGUUCAGGCAUUCCUGGACACGCACACGAAGGUGAACGUGGGCGGUGUGUCGAGCACGUACCGCAACUCCAAGUCUGCGCCAUUCCACUGGCGCCAGGACCUGACCCACCGCGAGGUACGAGCCAUCCAGCGCGUCUGCCGCCCGGCCAUGGGCUACUGGGGCUACCGGCGCGCCGUCAACAGUUCCCACCAGCGCGAGUUCGACCCUCUAGGCGAAUUCCGGCUGGCUUAGCCCAGCGCACCGUGCGCAGGCCGUGUGAUUCCAGCCAAAGUUUCCUUUACAGACAUGCCAUUUUUCUCUUGGUCAGUCAUCAUUGCAGUGGUGGUACAGAGGACACACGAGCAAGCAUGAGAACCAAACAGAAAACUGUUCAAAACAAAGAUAAGGUAGCAAGCAAUAUGAGCUGAUAGUUACAUUGCACAUGGUAGCCAAUUUAACAAACCAAAGAUGGUUUCAUUUUCUUUAUUCACAUCUACAAUUGCAAAAUAGGUAAAAUUAUUUUCUAUUUAAAAGAAAUAAUUCAGUAAGUUUUAUGGAAGCAAGUAAAAGAAACAGUAAGAAUGCACCUGACGUUUCUGUCACACCUGAUUUGAAGAAUAAAAUAUUGUUGCCAACACUGCUGCUGGCAACAAAAAUGCUGCCUUGUUUAAAAAAUGUCUCUCACACCACUGCAACUAGUUCAGGCUAUCAAAAAAUGAGUCUAUUCACAACACGUGUGUUAAAAUUUAAAAUAUAUAUGAAUGCCCAAGAUGAUGUACAUACUUUGGCAAUAUGGUUUUCAUGCAAUUGCUUGAAAUUUUGAACAAUAUUUGCUACACGAGCAAGAAUUUAUGGUGCAACAGAAAUCUGUGAUUAAUCAAGCUGCAAUAAUUGUGCUGUGGAAUGUUUGUAUGUUGUACAUGCACAUUCCUGUGGUUUGUUUUGAAUGUUUAUGCAUGCAUAUAUUGUAUAGAUGUUAAUAUGUGACAUCAGGGCCACUGCUGUGAGUUUUGCAAGGAGCGACAAAACAUUGACUUGGGUCUCGGGCUAUCCUUUCCUCCUCACAACCAUCCUCUGUUUAAAACCAACCGUGUAUCCUCCAAGUGAUUGCAUAAGCUGUGAAGUGGGAAUGGUUUAUUUCUGUCAGCCAAUUGCAUCGCUGAGGUUAUACUUGCACAUCUUGCCAACCUUACAAACUUUUCUAUCUUCGUUGGCCCCACUUACCCCCAUCAUCCCUUUCCACUCUCCCAAUCCCGGGUUUCAGCCCUCCCUAACCAUGGCCCUGAAGGGCAAAUGUGCAGCAAAAUGCUUUAUUGUACAGCCAGCACUGCAGUACAGUCGCACAACUGGUUUGCAUUUUAAGUGGUUUCUUGAGCAGUUUUAUGAGUGCUGUAUUUUAAGAUACUGCAGUGCUGUAAUGAAGUAGCCCUCACAUGCAUCUUUACAUUGUGAACUGCUGAGUGUGUCAUUUGUUGUGUUGCAGUUCGUGCAUAUGUAUGUACUUAUCCGUGGCUAGUGAUUCGGUUACUUAAUUGUGUUUGAAUACUUUUGUUCAAUGAUUCACAAACCCAAGUUCUUAGCAAUAAAGCAAUAAAUAAACUGUACAUAAAGUUCAUGAAGUGUCCUUUAGCAGAAGUGAUGUGACGAGAACUCUGUCCUACAUGUUGACUGUAAUAACGAGUUUGUGUUUAUCAAUGAUGUUGCAAGCCAGACGUGCUUGUUGUUGCCAAGUUUGCAAGAAAUAAUUGUAAAGACAGGUAUUAGGUACAUAUCUGUGAUUAAAAAUAAUAUGAUGCAUUAAAUCAAAUUUCAAAGUGGAUGUUUGCAGACUGUGUUUGUUACAUGUAUGUGAUUUGAUUUUGACUGAUAAUGUAUUGCUUCAAAAGUUUUAACCUACUCCUGUCAAGAAUACUUGAAAAUCAAAAACUUUACUGUGUUACUGACAUGGAAGAAUGUAACAUUUAACAAAAAAAUUUUGAAUUGUAAAAAUUUUAAUUGGGGUAAUAAGUUAUUUUACUAUUUUUUCAUUUGAAAUCCUAAAAAAUUAUGUAAUGUUAUAGCAUAUGUAUCACAAUUAUUACUAUAAGUUGCUUUAAGUAUAUGCUAUAACAUAUAUAUAUAUAUACGACAGUCACAAGUCUUAAUUGCAUGAAUUAUUGUUAAAAUCAAUAUGUCAUUCUAGUUUAAAUAUUUAGUUGAAAGCACGUGAUUACUAAAUAGCUGUAGGCAUCAACAUAUCAGCACUUUUCAGUGCUGCUUUGAGUGCUUUAAUGUACAUAUCCGGGAGUGUCAGCCAAUAUUAACUUACAGUAUGACUACUUAAUUUAAUUAUGUAAAUUACUUGAUUUUGAGGUGUUCGUUUAACUCAACGGCAUUUUAAAACCUUGUGUUAAAGCAUCUUACAUAGAGAAGUCAGCUUGGCAACGGUAGUUAUAAUUUUAAUAUGAAUGUAUAAUGCAUUUUGGUAGAUUUUUAAUAUGAUCUCAUAUAUAACUCAAUCAAUAUUGCUUGCAAUAAUACUCACUGUUACUAGUAAGUUAUUUUUAGAGAUUGAGGUGAAAUAAUUUGCAUAGGGCAGCUCUGGGAUAGACAGUCAGUGGUAAUAGUAGGCCUAGAUAUUGUAAUUUAAUACACAGGAAGUAUGGCAGAACUCACUCCCUUGUAGUCAAUUGAACAGGAUUAAACAAAGUAGGUCAGAGAUACUGUAGAAGAGUAGUCACUGCUGUAGCGUGGGAGACUGUUUUUUGCGAUCAGAUCUGUGCUGCAGCAGAUUAGAGCCAUCUUCAGGGAAAUACAUGUUUCUGCUGAGUGAAUAAAAAUGGAUGUUGUGAUUUUUUUUUUUUUUUGUUACAGCUUUGGUGUAUAUUUGGGCAUCCUGUGUUCCUCGGAUAAAUAAAUUUCAUGUUUAUACGUUCAUUACUUUAACUAGCUGAAAGUCAGAACUUGCUAGCAUAUACGUCAACUUAACACCAUUUUUCUGCUAUGCUGUGCUGUGCUUUAACUAAUUUUAAAAUAAAACAAUCUAAUUAUUUUGGUUCUUAAAUAUUAAAAACAUGCCAAAACUGGCUACCUGUAAGUACAUACUUAACUAAAACUACCUAUUCAUUUAAUCUUCUGCUGAUAGUGGUAGGUAGGUUUCAUUCAGUAUCUGCUCCAUAAGCAACCAUAGGUGGUUCUGAAAACAGCUUAGGUAACCAUAGUUCACUAUUAGAGAUGGGAUAAUACAACAGUUUCAGAACUUGGUACCCUAUUCCAUUUUAACAGAUAUUGAUAAUAUUUUAGAUGAUACUUUAAAAAAAAAUUCAGUUAGAUUAUAUUGAUAAAUUAAAGAAUUUCAGUUUAUACUAUUUAAAUCUGUGUGUUACUUAAUGAAAACACAUUAAUUCAUAAUAACAGGAAUUCUGUUGAAGCAUUUAUAGUUCAAGACAUAUUCUCUUGUGCAAUAUAAAAACAAUCUCGGAUGUUGGAGCUUCUUCAACAUGUAGGAAAUGAGGGCUAAGUUCUGACUGAUGAGUUAUCAGUCUCUGGUUCGAUUCCCAGCCAGGCUGUUACUUUAGGAAAGUACACUUCCAGGGUUUCACCUCCAUCCAGAGAGAGGCAGGGCAAACCACCGCAGAGUCAACUCGCAGAUCCUUGGACAGCAAGCCUCGAAGCUGACAUAUGCACCAAUGUGUUUUCAUGUUACAGAAAUAGAUAUUUUGUAGGAACGUUUAUAAACUUUGAUUCGUCCAUUUUAUGUACUGAGAAAUCUAAACUCGAAGGGUAGCUAGCUAUAAUUUGGAACAAAUAAAAAGUAUUUGUGACAUCCAUACUAUUAAAUUUUUUAUUUAAAAUACUGUAUCUCACCCAAUAAUAUUUUGUUUGAAAAGUAGAUGCAGUUUUUAAGCAAAAAAUCAAAUAAAAAUCAAACAUAAUCUUUAAAUUGAAUUUUUGUUUACACAGAUUAAAAUAAACAUCUACUUGAAUAAUUUUUGGAACUAGACGUCAUUCAUUUCCAUAUUGGAGCCUGAUUCUGCCAUUAGUUGUUGGUAUUUUUUCUCUCUUGCGAUUUCAUGACUGGUUGUAGUAGUUCCCAUGAUACAGCAUAUACAUUAUUAAUCGGCUGUUGUGCCAAUCAAGCAUGCCAAAAUCGAUAUCAUUAAAUUUCCCAUGUUUAGAGAAGAAAAAACUUUCCCUUCCAUCGUUUGUAUUCCCAAUCUCAGUAUUUUGCUUAUGCCAAACUCAUAGUUCUUUUCACUUGCCAGAAACUCAUGGCCUGCCACCUGAUUUCAAUGCUGUCAGUAAACACAGUUGCCUUCACCUUAAAUCCUGCACCAUGACGACUGUGCUUUUCCCCGCGUGACUUUACGCCACAACGGUGGAGAUGACUAGGUACGUGCGCAGCUUAUAGCCAAAAACAUUUUUAACUUCUUGCCAUGUUUCGAUUCUUCAAAAAACAGAUGGCUCUUGUCAGAGUAUGCACUGUGUCAGAUUUAUUAGCUGGUUUAAUUUGACCGUUAUUGGCUCUUGAAAAUAAUAGUGCAACCACUAAGUGAGAGCAUCAUUUGUGCGAUAAAACACUCUAUAUUUUUUAAUCUAAGAAAUUAAUUAUAAAAAAUGGUUCAACACUCAAAAAAACAUUCUAACAUAAUUACGAUAAAGCUCUAUGGCUUUUGCAAAUACUCUCUCGUGUAAAUCUUCUCAAUAUGUUAAUUAUUAAUAUACAUAUUUCACUUUGUCAUAAAAAUAUAAUUAUUCCUGUAGAUGCACAAAUUUUGUUCCAGUACUGUAAUAACUUGAUUUAAUGCAGUUUUUUGGACAUACACCAUUGCAGUUUUGCACAGUUUUGCACUGUUUGUCUUGGAAAAAUUCCAAAAAUAAAACAAAAUAUGAAGAUUACAAAUUUACAGAAAACAAGACUGAAUGAGCUGAUGUCAGACAGACGUAAAUAACGAUGGAAAUAAAAAAGUAUUAUGGACAGCAUAAUGAUGUCAUUAUAUCAAAAUUCCCCAUUGCGUGAAUCAAUUAAACAACACUGUAAUAACUGUCAAUUGCAAAUGGUAGACUUUAUUUUAUUGUUAAAGCUCUUGUCUCACCCGCCAUGUAUUUUUUUUCAUUAUUACAUUUUUUUAAUGACUAUUUUUUUUUAAUAUUUAACUCAAUACCAGCCUUUUAUUUGUUCUGCAACAAAUAUUUUCAACAGAUAUUCACUUAGUGUAAUAUCAUGGGUAUAAAAUGGCGUGCAAAAGAUUAUGUAGCAUGCUAUUUUACACCUACCUAUGAUAUUAAACCAAGUGAAUAUCUGUUGAAAAUUUUUGUGGCAGAACAACAAAUACAAGGGAGGUAUCAAGUUAAAAUUUUAGAAAUAGCCUUUAAAAAAGAAUUUGAUGAAAAAAUUGAAGGAAAAAAUCAAAUGGUAUAUGAGACGGAGUUUCAAAUUUGCUGUCCAUGAGUGUUGUUACAUGAAAGACUGCUUGUUGUACUUUACUGUGAAAGUAUUUGGGAUUGCCUAAUUAAGUUUUAAAUAUUUUUGUUUUUCCUUGUGUAGGCAUUGUUUGGUAAAAAAAAAUUAGUUUAUAUUAUUAGUGAGUUUAAAUUAUGUAAAGCAUGUGACAAGAAUGCAAACAUUCCAUUAAAGGGGAAAAAAUAAAAACAGACCUUGCCGUUAUUGCACUGAUUUUCUUCCAAAAUUUGAAUUUGUUUGCCUACCUAUUCUUUCCGUUGAUUACUUAAAGGUUUAUGUUGUAUUCCUAUGUGCACAAUAUUUGACCAGCAGAAGUACAUAUUGUUUGCUAAGAGACAGUAGAGUUGUCUAGAGUGUCUUUUAGUUUCAUGGAAAUUUUCAGAUUGAAUGCGCUAUUUCAUUUUUUACAAUUUAAAAUUCCACCAACUGAAAAACAAAAUAAAAUACUAUCAUAUGAAACAGUCAUGUUGCUGUAAAUCAUUUUAUGAUCAAAUAACUCAUUCACUCCCUACAAAAAACUGUCACAUAACUGCAGUUACAUAAAUAUUCAACAGGUAGAUGCAAAUAGCAAGCAAAGUUAAAUGAAAUUAUGGUGUGUGACAACAUAAAGAUCCAGACGACAGUGACUGACCGCAUUAAACAAAACUUAUUAUUCACGGAUAUUUUUAAGGAGGGUUGAGAUUAGAGAGAGAGAUGUACUUCCUUCCCUCCCCCCUCCAUCUUACUGCUCCCCUUACUCAGCUCUAACCUUCUGUCAAGGUCAAAGACAUGCUGGUAUCACCAAAGGAAACUUCUCUCCCCAGCCGCAGGGGUGGCUGAGCUGGCAUGGCCUGAUGUGCAAGUUCAGUGCAGACACUGUGCAAUUUUUUUUUACCUUUGUCUUUAUUCACUGUACUUAUUGCAACUGUCUCGUCGUCGUCAGCCCACUGAGUCUGUCUGUGCUAUAAUAAUUUUCUGACUAAUUCCUUUCAACUAUACUUUAUACUGUUGAAAUAGCAUUCUACUUAAUUAGAGCACAUUUUCGUAGUGCGGCUACUGCCAACUAUGCAGAUACGGCCAAUAAAACAGUCAAAUGAAGAAAAAAACAAAUUUGCAACUUGUUCAGACAAAACCUUUCUGUUGAAAAUACAGUGACAAGUUGAUUAAGUGACAAGUUGAUUAGUAAUGACAAUGCAGGUGUACUUCAAAAAAAAUCAAAUGCAAGACAUGCAAGUGCAAGUACCGUGUUUUCUCGCAUAAUUGUCGCACAUUUUAUUCUAAAAUCAAGUUUGAAAAGUAGGGGUGCGAUGAUUAUGCGGAAAAAAAAAUUGUUAGGUAAAGUUAUUCAUAAAAAACCACGUUCAUGGAAAGUACGUUUAUUUAAAAAAAAAAAAAAAAAAAAAAAAAAAAAAAAAAAAAAAAAAAAAAGUGGGGUGUACAAGAGCACACCAAACAAUUUAUAUUAAUAAUUCAUUAAACAAAAACCUUUCUUCAACUUUAAAUAGAAAACCCAAACUGUAACGCGAACGCAGGCCACUUGAAUCUGCAACGUGAACCAACGCGUAACUAUUGCCGUUGAACACAUUUACCACGAAAGAAUGCGGGCUAUCAAAUGUAGUUAACUCGGCACUCGACAGAGAGCGCACGCUGCUUGCAAUCGGAGAGAUAUCGAUAUUCAACUACGUGUGCGCGCUCUAUACGGGAAGCAACAUAACCAAACAUGAAUGAUGCCAACUAGCGCUGGCUACAUAUUCAUAAGUGGUACACCGCAGCGACGCAGACAAUCAGAUAAACAUUAUAACAUUUAAAAACUUCUUUAAAAGAAAAUUUACACGUCAGAAAUCUUUGUAUUUCCGUUAAUUAAAUAAGUAUGUGGUAAUAUCCGAAUAAAUAUUAGAUUUCUACUUUAAAAUACAUUGUUUUAUACGGAAAAGAUAUCUACAUCGGUACACUGCUGCGACACAGACGAUCAGAUAAAGAUAAUAACACUUAAAAACGUCUUUAAAAGAAAAUUUACACGUCAGACAACUUCGUAUUUCCGUUAAUUAAAUAAGUAAGUGGUAAUUUCCGAAUAAAUAUUAGAUUUCUACUUUAAAUAUGUACGGAAAAGAUACCUACACAAAGCGCUCGGCAUCUAAUAGCGAGACCAAAAACAUAAUUCGACGUUUAAGCGAGAAGUUUUUUCAUCCCAAUUUUGACGGCCAAAAAUAUAGGUGCGACGAUUAUGCGAUAAAAGAGGGUAAGUAUUAAAUACCAGUAUAAACCCUUGUGUCUAGACCUAAUGGUCUUUUGGCCUAAUGGCACUUUAAAAUCUUACUCUAUCAGUACAUAAUAUGCUCAUAGAUCAUGCAGAAUAAGAUCUAAAGAUGUCGGAACAGUAUCAUCGCUAUAAAACUUCAGGGAGAGUUGAGAGCAUGUUUUAAAUGCCUGUCUCUGAGACAUGAGGCAUCGUGUUGUCAAUAAACUUUAUUCCAGUAUACUGCAUGAUGAAAAUGCAGCAAAACCCUGCAUUCCGACUGGCCUACAUCACCAUUCUGAAUGUACAAGCUGUUUAUGAAGAUAUAUAUGUGUGUGUGUGUCUGUCUCUCGUACACACACAGACACACACAGAGAGAGGUGAACAAUAAUCAGUUGUAUUGCCACAUGGGAAUGUGUACGACACAAUGCAGAUACUGAGACCAUUAUUUUUACUUUUAUUAUGAGUUUCUAAAGCUUUCUAACAGUAGGUAACCUUGGUGAUUGCAUGAGCAACCAACCUAUGUGAAGAACACAUUUGUUGUAGGGCCAAGCGUUGAAGCUUGCAUUAGCUCAUUGAUAGAGGAUUUAUGGAACUGCAGUUUUAUGUAAGUUUGUGUGUUACGUAGCUUUGUGGGCUACUUUACUAAAUUUUUUUGUAUAAAGACAAUAUCAAGCUUUUGAUCUCUGGUACAAAAUGUGGUUAGAAAUUAUUAUUAUUAUUUUGGCAUAUGUGAGCGAUGAAAUAAAUAAUAGAUAUUUUUGUAUGACUUUGUAAGAAGAAACAAUCUUUGAAAUUGAUAAAUCACCAAGCUUGGUGAGUGGCCUGUAAUUUCAGAUAGUGUUUGUCUUUACUUUGUUAUUUAUUUUUUUAUUUGAUAUUUUUACAUUUUCAUUUUAGUAUAAAUGAGGAGAAUUUUUCCUGUUUCAGUUAUGAAAAGUCCAGAUUUUAGAUUUUCGGUUGGAACCCUAUACAGGCACUGUGUAGAACCAAAGCAUUGUAUAUAGACAAGUGUAGUUUGACCUUGAGAUCCUAUAACACAAAAGUGUUGCAGUUUGUGUGUAGUGUUAAGAUGAGAAUUACAUAAUGAAUUAGCAUUAAGAUGUAAAAAAAAAUCUCCUGUAUCAUUUUCACGUGCAUGUUAAUUACUUCCCAGUUCUUUCUCAGUAAAGUCAUUAUAUUAAUCUGAAUGAUAAUUUGAAAAUAUAAUGUACAUGGAAGUGUGAGGUUAUGUCUUGUUUACUGUUUACCUUGGUACCUUGGUACCUAUACAGUACUGUCCAAGGAAAAUGUAAAGUGAAUGUUUGGUCUGUGGGUAUUUGUAAACCUUGCCAAACAUUUUCCCACAAUAUUUGACAUGUAUUUUGCAUGUGACCAUUGAUUACAUAAAAAUAAUAAUAAUAAUACUCUUAUAUAUAUAUUUUUUUAAUUCUGUUUAAAUAUCUUGUGUUUACACAAUGUUUUGUGUUGUUUACUGUACAAGUAUUGAGCUGUUAUUAGUUGUUAGUGUAUAAUGUUCAUGAUAAAAUAAGUUCUAAUCAAAUUUUAGGCUUCUAACAUAUUAAUCAUUUUUAACUAGUAUAAAGUACGGUAUUACUAAUUUAAUUCUGACUUGUUCAAUUAAUAUGCAAAUUUCAAUAUAUUUAUUAAAAGUUCAUAUUUUUACAUUUAUCAACUUCAGCUAAUUUAGAAAUUUGUUAGAUAUUUGGCAAUAACGAUGCAUAACACCUGAGUAUCCACUCUGAUAAUUGUGAUAAUUCCACCAAUAGAAUAGAAUAUUUUACUUUAAAUUUAUAUAGCAGUAUAUAAACCAACAGAUUUCUGCAAGCACAUCUCUAUGUAACCAUGUUACUAAGUUUGAAAUUGCAUACAUAAAUAUGUAGUAGGCAGAAGCAUAUAUUCACCCAUCAGAAAAUGUACGUUGAUUAUAACUUUUAGUUUUUAAAUGGAAAAGUUUGCAGUCUAAGGCAUAUUAGAUACGUAGGUAAUCACUGGUUAAAAUAAUUUUGCUAGAGCAUUCAUGCAAGCAUAUGUGAAAAUGCUUAAGCAUGAGUGAACAGUUUCUCUCGUUGGUCAAUCAACAUAUUAGCAAUGACUGCAACGAACGUAGCAAGACUGAAAAUUUACUACAAGCAAAUUUUUUUGUUUCUGUUACAAGUCGUCCUCUGUUGGUUAUAAGAACCUUAAAAAUGAAACAGUUCAAUGCAUAUUUACACAUUUCAGUUUUAAAUGUACUCGUCAUAAAGCUUAAAACCUUCAAAUAAUCAUAGUAAUCUGCUUGUACCAUACUUUUUAAACAAUUUGGAUUAAUACAAAUUUGCAGUAGUGUAUUAAUUUUCAAAUGUUGCACUUGAAAUGUACUAGAGAUACAGAAGUGCAUCAUUCUGUAAGCUACACAGUUGGCAAGUUAACUGACACAUCAUGCAUCUGCCAUAAUCUGCUUCUCUGCUUCCUAUAUCUUCUAUAGUUUUCUUCUUCAAUUGCUAAGUAGCUAGUUCAACUAACUAUGAACUUCCUAAAAUAAGUCUUAAUUACCUCUUUCUUUCAAUUUCAUUGAAAAUUACUGGAAAAAACUAUUUGCCCUCACCAGUAAGCUCAAUAACAUCUUUGCUGAUAUAUCAACUUGCAGAAUUUUAAGCGUUUGUCUGCUACUUGUUUGGAAAGAUUCGGUUGUUUUCUGGGAUAAUGAAUAGUCCAUGUUUAACUACGGAUUCCUGAUUAGUAUAGACCUGCAAAAUUCGCGGAUUCAUUCGGUGAUAGGUUAGAAUUCAAACACAUAUACCUCUUAGAUAAUUUUGCUAUUGGCUUACUGUUCAUCUGGACGAAUCUCAACCAGUUAUAAACCCUCAACCAAAGAAGGAUCGAAUCACAGACAAACCAGCUGAGACGACUUACAAGUCGGCAGCCAAUGAACUUGCGUUAUUUGCCCGAGUGUACAGGGGUAGGUAUGUGCAGUCUAUCCUGAAGGCCAUCGAAACCGCGAAUUUUGCAGGUCUCUAGUGAUUAGUAAACUUUCAAAUGCUAGUUAAUGUGUUUUUAGUGGAAAUACUUUUAGGCCUGCUCUUACGUACUCCUUAUAUGCAGUUAUACUCCAUCAUAGCUACCAGUUUAAUCCAAUCAAAUAGUCAAACAUGGAUGCAAAAUUUCCGGUAGAACUAAUUUUUUAAUAUAGCUGGGAUAAUUUUGCCAACAAAGUUUUUUUCCACUUAAGCCGUCAUCUUGAAAAACCUAAAAAAAUUGCGUGUUUUGGCUUGGUUUUGCCCAUUAUCGGCCAAAAUACGCAUCUGACAAACCUUUUUGUACUUUCCAUUAUGAAAACAAACUAAAUUAUCUACAUUUUGAGACCAAAUUGAGUUUUCUACCUUUUUUCAUGAGUGGAUACUUGGCAUGAAGUAAUAAUGUAUUCUGUCAUUCUACUUAUGAUUUUAAAUUACAAAAGUCUGUAAGAGAAUACUUUUCCUGUACAUCAGAAGAGCUACAAUCUAUUGAAGAAAUUCUUUCUAAAUCCUUUUUAGCUUUCUGCAAAGAAUGGUAAAUGAUGCAAUACAUGCAACCGCAAUAAGCUUAAAGAAGUAAAAAAAUUAAGUGUAUGUUUGGUAAUAUAUUGUAAAAUAAAAUUUUUAGAGGGUGUAAUUAGACACUGUUAAUACAUAGUACAUACAAUCAAUAGUGCAGUUAACAUAUGCAGUUAAUGUACACAGACAUUUUACAUAUUUUAUAAGCUACUGAUAGAAUGAUGAUGUUUGGCAGUAUUUGAGCUACAUACAUACAUAUAUACAUACAUAGUUAUAUUUGUUUUUCAUCGGAAGUUACUUGCGACAAUAGUUUUGAUUGCUUGCUACUUUAGAAAUUGCUCGCCUUAUAGAGUUGCAUAAAUUUAUAUGACAUUAUAUAUUAAAGACACUGCCAUAUAGUGUGAAGAGUGCCUUGAAACUUCCAUAUCUGUUAUAGUUUGCUUCCAGUAUCUUAACAGUGAUACAAAUUCACUUGUUGCUUUAAAUAGAUUACGCACAAUCAUGUAAAGUUAUUUUAUCAUGCUUGCUGAAGUAUUAGAAAGAUAUUUCCUAUAAAAAAAAUACUAGUUUCACAAUAUUACUAUUACAAAUAGAAUACUUACCACCAGCACCUUCUUAAAAGGUACUUUCUUUUAUAUUUCUGUAAGAUUCAAAAUAUAAAAUUAACAAUUUUUAGACUAUAAAUAAAUACAGAAAAAAGUUUUAAAAAAUGCUAUCAAUAUGAGCUUUUUAGAUUAUGAUAUUAAAAUCUGAGCUAAGUAUGAUAAUCUCACAGGUCGUAAGUCAUUAAGAUAUGUAUGAGCUAUUUUUUAGAAGUUGCCAGGCUCAUAUUUGUAAGAGUUGUUUUGUAACAACUAUAGCUCACUUUAAUGCUGUAGGUAUUGUUCAUAUGAGUAACAUGUAGCACGUCGGAAAAUUACUCAUGAGCUGUUUCCUAGAGUGUUUUACAGUCGUAUAUUAACAGUAACAUCACUGCAUUCUGCUCCCAAUUUUUGACUGCAGAUGCAAUGUAGGUAAAUCUCAGCCUUGAUGCUUACUGGUAGUAGUCAGGGACAUACUUACGGAACAAAGAGAGUCGACCUCCCUGAAAUUGUUUCAACUACUGUACCUAUGUAAUAAUAAAAACCAGUUUACUGUACUUGUAAAUGAUGAAAGUAAUUUGUUUCACAUAACUGUCUCUUAUAUGUCUCAAACAAAUAUGUAACUUCCCUCCUAAAUUUUGACAUCCUUUGUGGUAAAAUAAUUUCCUCUAGCACAAUUUUUACCUAAACAAUCUUUAAGUGUUUACUUUAAAGGUGAAAAAAUCCUUUAAACUGAGGUACUUCAUAAUGAAGUCCCACCCCAAUCCUCUAGCCCAUGUCAAAUGCCGUAAAUUAAUCUCGUUUUCUUUUCCACGAAGCCAUAAAAUAAAUAUAACCAUAUAGAAUUUUCUCAAAUAAUCAGUACAGUCACUAACAUUUCAUGAACUAAAUGAAAUAUAACCUGUUAAAAUAUUGGUAUUCUUGUUUCCAGGCUGUCUCAUGACUGCUAUGCCAUCAAGCUUCAAUAUUUCUUUAUUCAGUAAGUUGCACAACUGCCUUAAUUGAACAGUAAUGAUUCAGCCCGUGUCCCAGAAUACACAUUUUCAUUCUUAAUCCUGGGAUUUAAAAAAAAUCCUAUGACAAAAAUUAUAAUAUUUACAUUAAAAGCAGUUUUUAUUUACUUAACCUAAGUGUUUUAUCACUUGGAAAACCAGAACAUUAUAAAUUAAGUGUCUCAAACCUGGGUGGUCAUAAGGGGUGGAAAACUAAUUUUGUCUAUGCAAGCUCAAAAUGACUGUAGCCUACUUUUAUAUUCUAUCUAGGAUCAGAAUAUAACUAAGGUGUGUUGUAUUAUCAGCACAGCACCAGUAUGUGUAGUCAUAUUACAGAAUAGUGAUUAAUGAUCUUUUAGCUAAUGUUUUGCAUAAUUCCUAAAUCUUUGGGCAACAGAAUUACAAUUAGAUAUUUGGUAAUUAAAAAUAACACAUUUGACAUUAUAAAAAAACUGUACAUACAUACAAAAUACUUGUAUUUUACUUCGUAAAACUACUUAGUUUAUAAAACAUAAUUUCUUAAAAUGUAUCACAAAUUUUGAUUUUGCAGUCGUUACAUACACAUCUAGGGAUAUCAAAUGUCUAAACUGUGAUAUUUGAUUAAUGAAAUAUUAAACAUGUUAGGGGUAGGUAUUUUGGGGUAUUUGUGAAUACAUUUCCAAUGAAAAAAGUGUUACAUAUUUCAGAACUGUUAUUUUGAAUAAAGCUUCAGUUUCGAUUAGCAUGAGAGACAUUAUAGAAGAGAUCUUAUCUGUAUGUAUUGCUCUCAGUGAAGUAUGGUUGAGAGAUUCCCCAGAUUAGCUCCACAGCUAUGGUAUGAGGGGCACACCCUGCUUCUGCUGCGGUAUUCUCCUACGGGUAACACUGCAGUUAAGUACGGGCUACUUUACUUCUCGCUCAUGCUUCUUAUGUUUGGCUUCAUCUGUUCAGAUAAUUUAGUAAUUGCAUUUUAAUGCUCAAAUGAAUCUAAUACAAACUCUAAAGUAUCAUCAAAAACUCUUAAGCAAAACUAUAAUCUCGUGAUUAUAACUUAUAAAUUAAAUCCUGUAUGUUACUUGUAUUACGUGUAAUGGCCUUCCAUGAAGGAUAUUGCAGCGAGCUGAAAAUCUUCUCCUGGUAUGAACUUACGCAAAGACUUUCACCUAUGGUUAGUUUUCUUUACAGUUUAUAAUUCAACAUAAUGCUAGGUCUCGCAUACUACAUUGGAAAGUCUUCCUCAUAGGAAUUAAUCUUGCUAGAAAUGACUUUUCCGAGCAGCAAUGCAACAUUCUUUACUGGACUCGGCACCAAUUCUUAAGUUCUUAUUUUUGUAUGAGAAAUUCAAACAUUUUGAGGAAUUGUGCAAACUAGGUGUUACUUAAUGAACUAUCAUUAUGUACAAGUGGCUUUAGGGCAGUUCCUUACUAUUCAUAGCAAAAUAAGAAUAAAUUAUUGUUAAUUUUCACUUUGAAAAAAGUGCUAGAAGUGUACCUAAUAAAAAUAUUCUUGUGUGGCAAUGUUACAGAAACAGCUGUGAAAUAAAAGUUUAAAAGUAUGGCUCCGUGUGAAA
Messenger RNA from Bacillus rossius redtenbacheri, 15442 nucleotides. Its product is annotated as carbohydrate sulfotransferase 5. Gene Ontology annotation, molecular function: N-acetylglucosamine 6-O-sulfotransferase activity. The transcript is spliced from 8 exons. Lineage: Eukaryota; Metazoa; Arthropoda; Insecta; Phasmatodea; Bacillidae. Gene Ontology annotation, biological process: N-acetylglucosamine metabolic process; sulfur compound metabolic process. The record is from RefSeq and is a predicted model, not a curated record. The coding region runs from base 116 to 1399 and encodes 427 amino acids.